Sphaeroforma arctica JP610 is the source of this 1278-nucleotide messenger RNA. RefSeq lists its product as hypothetical. The transcript has a single exon. Lineage: Eukaryota; Ichthyosporea; Ichthyophonida. The coding region runs from base 38 to 949 and encodes 303 amino acids. Gene Ontology annotation, molecular function: oxidoreductase activity. The record is from RefSeq and is a predicted model, not a curated record.
CGGAAGUCUACGUUUUUUUGAACUAGACCUAUUCACAAUGAGUGUGUGUUCGAGAGUUGUUGUUGUGACUGGUGCCAACAAGGGUGUUGGACAUGCUUUAGUACAGGCUGUAUUGGACCGCGAUUCCUCUGCAUUUGUGUUCCUAGGGUCCAGAGAUGUAAAACGUGGCGAGAGCGCAAAGGCAGCCAUUGAGAAGCACGCAGAUAGAGUGCAUGUGCUGCAACUGGACAUAUCAGAUGCGAUGUCUAUUGUAAAGGCGGUUGAUGAGGUUAAACGUACAUGCGAGACAAAUACGCGCAUUUGUGCGGCAAACGCAGAGAAGCCCAUGUACGCCCUCGUGAACAACUGUGGGGUGUUUCUUGACGAUGACUACGAACAGACUCUUAACGUGAACGUACUAGACACCCACAAUGUGACAGAAGCGUUUCUUCCGUUGGUUGGCAGUCGCGUAGUUUUCGUCAGCUCUGCAUCGGGUCCCAUGUACGUGAACAAUCUCAGCAAGAAAGGGCAGGCCAUAUUCACAUCGAAGGACAAAUCAUGGGAGGACAUCGAGGAAAUCAUCGCGAUUGUGAAGAAGAACAAGGGUGUACUUGAAAGUGGCUCAAAUGCCAUUCCCGAUCAUCUGGAGGGCAUCACAGCGAGUAGCAGUCAGUGGUACGGACUCUCCAAGGCGUGUGUUAAUCUGUACAAUAUGCAUCUCGCACGCACACACCCUUCACUUAAAGUCCAUGCAUACACGCCGGGAUGGGUUGCCACGGAUAUGACUCUGACCAAGUUUGGUAAGCGCGAUGGCAUGAUUACACCACAGAAAGCAGCCAUCACUGGAUUGAAGAUGCUCUAUGAAGAGUUGCCUGGCAACGGACGCUUUUACGGAUCUGACGGAGUGCGCAGCCCACUCGACGCCUAUAGAAAUCCAGGAGAUGACCCAUACGUUUCUGACUCUGAAUAGUGUGAAAGUAUUGUGGCAAUUUCAAACUAGGGGAGUGGAGUUCGACACAAAUGUAUGGGUGUCAUCUAUGAUGUUUAUGUGGACGAUAUUUUCUCGAUACAUACACGAGGUCAUUGCUGGUUUCCGUGCAAUACGUGUGUGAUUAGCGCAAAUAAUGGACCCACCUUGUACUCUGGGUUGUUCGACUGUCUAGCAACGCUGAAUAUACCAAAUAUAUGAAGACGUAUAUGUAUGAUUAGUGGAUCAAUUAUUGUUACCAUGUAAGUAAAUGCAUUCAAUUCGUUCUCAUCUAGAAGAAAACAUUUGGAAUUAUGUGUCCAUAUGCGAAC